GUCCUUGGUGCCUCUAGUUUCGUUUCCUUUCCCUCAGCGUGCAGGUUCGGGAAAGUCAGCUGCUUGACAUCUUGGGCAUGACAUUAACUGGGCUCCGCCCCUCCCGGCAGUCGCUGCAGUCGGCCGUGAGGUUUCCAGCCGCUCGUCCCGCCCAGCGGAGGGCGGGGCUACGGCUCCGCCAAUGGGAGUGCCACGCGGGGAGGAGGGCGUGGCCGAGCCUCCUGCCGCCCCCGGGACCCCGGAACCGCGGGUCUACGGCGCAGCUCGGUGAUCCGUCCCGCCGCUCCCGGGCUGGGUCCGCCGAAGUCGGGGGCGGGGUGGGCUCUGGAGCCGCUUGGAGGAUUGCAAGUUUCCGCGGGAGCCACUGGGAGGAGCGGCCCUGGACGCUCGGAAGAGUCCAGAUGGCGCAGUGGGAGAUGCUGCAGAAUCUUGACAGCCCGUUCCUGGACCAGUUGCACCAGCUCUACUCCCGGAGCGUGCUGCCGAUGGAUGUCCGGCAGCACUUGGCCGUCUGGAUUGAAGGCCAGAAUUGGAGGGAAGUUGUGCUGGGCAAUGACCAUUCCACGGCCAACAUGCUCUACUUCACCAUCUUGGACCAGCUGAACCAGUGGGACCACUACAGCUCAGACCCGGAUUGUUUCCUACUACAACAUAACUUGCGGAAAUUCAGCCGGGACAUCCAGACCUUUUCCAAUGGCCCUACCAAGUUGGCGGAGAUGAUCUUUAACCUUCUCCUGGAAGAGAAAAGAAUUCUGAAUCAGGCUCAAAGGACUCAGGAGGUACAAGCCAGGCCAGCUCCUGAAGCAGCAGUGGAAGGCCAGCAGUUUGAGAUUGAAUCCCGAAUCCUGGAUUUAAGGGCUCUGGUUGAGAUAUUUGUGAGAUCCAUCACGCAACUGAAAGACCUGCACGACGUCUUCAGCUUCAGAUACAUGAUUUUCACUCAAAAGAAGACGUCGUCUUUGGAUCCCCAUCAGAACCAACAGCAGCAGCUUGUACAGACGACGGCUAACCAACUGGACAGGAUGAGAAAGGAGGUGCUGGAUACCUCCAAAGCCCUCGUGGGCCGAUUAACCACCCUGGUCGACCUGUUGCUGCCGAAACUGGACGAGUGGCGGGUGCAGCAGCAGAGGUCCUGCAUCGGAGCGCCACCCCCGGAGCUGCAGCUGGAACAGCUGGAGCGGUGGUUGACGGAUGGCGCAAGACUCUUGUUCCACCUUCGGCAGCUGCUGCAACAGCUGAAAGAGAUGAGUCAGAGUCUUCACUACGAGGGUGACAUGUCUAGGCAAGGCGUGGACCUGCAGAAUGCGCAGGUCACAGAGCUGCUACAGCGCCUGCUCCAAAGGUCCUUUGUGGUGGAGACUCAGCCCUGCAUGCCCCAAACUCCCCACCGACCCCUCAUCCUGAAGACCGGGAGCAAGUUCACUGUCCGACCAAGGCUGCUGGUGAAGCUCCAGGAGGGCAAUGAAUCACUCAAAGCAGAAGUCUUCAUUGACAGGAAUUCAGAGUUACCAGGCUUCAGGAAGUUCAACAUUCUGACCUCAAACCAUAAAUCCUUGACGCCUGAGGAGGGCCAGAGACAAGGCUUGAUUUGGGACUUUGGCUUCUUGACGCUGGUGGAGCAACGCUCUGUGGGUGCAGGGAAGGGUAGCAGUAAGGGGCCGCUGGCCGUGACGGAGGAGCUGCACACCAUCAACUUCACGGUGCAGUACGUGUACCAGGGUCUGAAGAUGGAGCUGAAGACGGACACGCUCCCUGUGGUGAUCAUUUCUAACAUGAACCAGCUCUCCAUUGCCUGGGCCUCGGUUCUCUGGUUCAACAUGCUCAGCUCAACCCCCCAGAACCCCCAGUUCUUCUGCCAGCCCCCCAAAGCCCCAUGGAGCUUGCUGGGGCCCGUCCUCAGUUGGCAGUUCUCCUCCUACAUCGGCCGAGGCCUCAAUUCUGAGCAGCUGGGCAUGCUGAGGAACAAGCUAUUCGGAAAGAACUGCAAGAUGGAGGAAGCGUCGUUGUCCUGGGUAGACUUCUAUAAGCGAGAGAGCCCCCCUGGCAAGAUCCCUUUCUGGACAUGGCUGGACAAGAUUCUGGAGCUGGUCCAUGACCACCUGAAGGAUCUCUGGAAUGAUGGGCACAUCAUGGGCUUCGUGAGCCGCAGCCAGGAACGCCGGCUGCUGAAGAAGACCGUCUCCGGCACCUUUCUCCUGCGCUUCAGCGAAACUUCGGAAGGGGGCAUCACUUGCUCUUGGGUGGAACACCAAGAUGAUGAUAAAGUGCUCAUCUACUCCGUGCAGCCCUACACCAAGGAGGUGCUACAGAGACUCCCACUGACAGAAAUCAUCCACCACUACCAGGUUCUCGCCGAAGAGAACAUCCCUGAGAAUCCGCUACGAUUCCUCUAUCCCAGAAUCCCUCGGGAUGAAGCUUUUGGGCGCUACUACCAGGAAAAAGUUAAUUUUGAAGAACAGAGGAAAUACUUGAAACAAAGGUUCAUUGUGAUCUCUAACAGACAUGUGGACGAGCUGCAGCAGCCUCUGGAGCUUAAACAGGAGCCCGAGCUGGAUUCAUUAGAGCUAAGUGCGGAGCUCAUGUCCCCGAUGGAGUUAGAACAGGACCUGGAGUUACAGACACUGCUGAACACAGGGCUGGAUCUGGGGACGGAGCUGGAACUAAACCCCACACUCCGUGUGGCCCCACAAACAAUGCUGGAGCCAGACCCCAGGCCUGUACCGCAGCUCUUGCCAGAGUCAGGGUUACCUGAUGACCUGCAGCAUUUGAACGUGGACGAUAUGGAAAUCUUCAGGGAAAGCGUAAAUAUUGAUGAUAUCAUGCCCCAUGAUGACCCGCUGUUGGCUGGCCAGAACAUCAUAGAUGAAGCCUGCAUAUCCCGCCGAAGCCAUUUUGAUGUGGAUGGACCCUUGCUCCCCUCCGAUGACUAGGAGCCACGUUCCCAUUUGGUCCCUCCGACCUCCCACACCAGGACAUUGCUUCCAACAGUGGGAAAUGAGGCCUGCUAAGCUGGGUUAGCCGUGAACUUCGGAGUAAUAGGUGGAAGUAUAAGAUGGCUUUGAAGGAGCAGCGACGAAUCAGAACAGACGCUGGCCACAGUCUUACUAGAACCUUGAGGCUACCCGCCAUGCUGGGAGACACAGAGGCCCUGACGGGGGCAAGCCAGGACAUCUGGGAGAUUAUCAGAGAUUAUCCAAGGCAGUGAGUCUUUCCAGUAUGGAAGGGUUUUAAUGGUUUGAUGAUCGGUAAGGCUAAAUUGGUGUGAACCAUGGUUGGGUCUUUGUGGAGAGCACAGAGAUGGGUGGAGUCUUGCUCUUCCUCCUCCCCUUUUGCUAUCCUGGGUCUUGCCAAACCCAGAGUUUCACCCAUAGCAACCACGACGGCACUGAGCCAUACCCCAAGUCCUCCAGUCCUCACUUCCAGUCCAACCUGACCCUUUCCUCGUCUCCUCCCUUCGCUCCUGACUCCAGUUCUAAAUCUCCCGUCUUCCUAAAGAGGCCGAGAGCUGACUGCUUCAGCCCAGCCUGUGAAACGCUAUCCCGAGGAAGGGCGUGGCACGUCGGAUUCCUCCCAGCCGUCCCCUGCCCCGUUCAAUUCCUCCCCCACAAAAUAACCCUACUCCUCUUACAAAGAUGUGAAGCUUUGCUCUUUUAGGGAGGCUCGUCUCCGCUUCCCCGGUUCUGGAGAGAAUGGCUCCUGGUCUGGGCGGUAAGGUUUCUGAGCAUCGGGACUUGAUGGUUAUGGUACUCCGCAGAGCCGAGUGUCUGGAGAGAAGUACUGCUUCUAAGCUAUGUGACUAAUACGUUGUCACUGCUGCUUUUAUACCUUGUCAACAUGAAAGCAACGCUUCUGUCCCUUAGGCGUGACCUGGGCAAGGACCUUGGGCCCUUGAAGGUUUAUCAGAGGCCCCUGGACAUCCUUCAGCCUUAGCCAUUCAUUGCCAGGCAACCUGGGAGCAGCCUACUCUAACCCGAGUGGUCAGUGAACCCAGGGGAACAUCCUGUGACCCUUUCCUUCCUGGUGUGUCAGAAGAAGAGUCCUGUUCAGGAAGGGGUUAAUAAUGGUGGGGGGAGGGGACAGCAGUUGCCAUGUCCAGCCAUGAAGGUGGCAUGAGCAAACCAGAAACCAAGGAGCUAGAUAAGGAAGACACACAGAGAGGGGCAGAGGAAGCUCAGGGAGCUAAAAGCGAAAGUCGUAAGAGAAAGGCCAACAGAUGGAAGGUAAGAAACCCAGCCACAACCGCCACCUUUAAUCCCAGUACUCGGGAGGCAGAGGCAGGCGGAUCUCUGUGAGCUCAAAGCCAACCUGGUCUACAAAGCGAGUUCUAGGACAGGCAGGGCGACACAGGAAAACCCUGUCUCCGAAGAAAAGAAAGAAAAAACGGCAAAACCAGGCAGGGUGAUACAUGCCUUUAAUCCCAGCGCUCAAGUGGAAGGUGGAUCUUUCUGAGUUUUGAGCCAGCCAGGGUGACGUAGUGGGACCCAGAGAGAGGGAGAGAGAGAGAGAGUGCUCUGUGCCUGAGAUGAUGGUAACGCGUCGUCCCGUCCUUUGUAAGUACCUCUGUUCCUCGCUGUAGCACCUUUCACCAUUUGCUGCCUAUAGCUAGAGUGAACUACUGUCUCGAGUCUUUUGUACAUCAUAAUAAACUUUUGUUAGACAAACAACAACCAAAAAAACAAAAACAAACAAACAAAAA
Peromyscus leucopus (white-footed mouse) is the source of this 4696-nucleotide messenger RNA. It is a transcript of the gene Stat2, whose product is annotated as signal transducer and activator of transcription 2. Gene Ontology annotation, biological process: defense response; regulation of transcription by RNA polymerase II; response to peptide hormone. Lineage: Eukaryota; Metazoa; Chordata; Mammalia; Rodentia; Cricetidae. The transcript has 24 exons. Gene Ontology annotation, molecular function: DNA-binding transcription factor activity, RNA polymerase II-specific; RNA polymerase II cis-regulatory region sequence-specific DNA binding. The record is from RefSeq and is a predicted model, not a curated record. The coding region runs from base 78 to 2930 and encodes 950 amino acids.